Asterias rubens (European starfish) is the source of this 6412-nucleotide messenger RNA. RefSeq names its product rho-associated protein kinase 2-like. Gene Ontology annotation, molecular function: ATP binding; small GTPase binding; Rho-dependent protein serine/threonine kinase activity. Gene Ontology annotation, biological process: regulation of cell junction assembly; cortical actin cytoskeleton organization; Rho protein signal transduction. The record is from RefSeq and is a predicted model, not a curated record. The transcript has 39 exons. NCBI's taxonomy places the organism in Eukaryota, Metazoa, Echinodermata, Asteroidea, Forcipulatida, Asteriidae. Gene Ontology annotation, cellular component: cytoskeleton; cytoplasm. The coding region runs from base 228 to 4379 and encodes 1383 amino acids.
UUUCUGGAUCAGCUCCCAAAGCUAUCCAACCUUCACGUAUCGGGUGAUCGAGAACGCUUUAAAUAAACCUGUAGAAACAUGGAAUAUCCUUGGUGAUUUCUGUCAAAGCCCCGACUGAUAGUUGAGAUUCAGCGACACAAUUUGUCUCCGACUUGAAAAUGUGCAGGAAAAAGUUCUGAGUGUACUUCGGACAGAAAAUUUGUAAUUGUAGCAAGAAUUGAUUCAAGAUGGGAACUUUAAUGAGGCGGUAUGAAGGGCUGGAGGUCAAGGUGUGUGACCCCAGGUCAGAGUUGAACCAUGAGGCUCUAUUGGAUGGGAUUUCAGCCCUUGUCAGUGAUGUCAACAUCCCAGCUGUGAAAAGGAACAAAAACGUGGAAACAUUUCUGAAGAGAUAUGAUGGACCAGUUGACGAUGUCAAGCUUCACAGACUGUCAUCACAUGACUUCCAAGUAAUUAAAGUCAUCGGGAGGGGAGCUUUCGGAGAAGUACAAGUGGUUCGAGAGAAAGAUUCCCGUAAGGUGUUUGCCUUGAAGCUUCUCAGUAAAAUGGAAAUGAUAAGACGAUCGGAUUCUGCAUUCUUCUGGGAAGAGAGAGACAUCAUGGCGUAUGCAGACAGCGAGUGGAUUGUUCAGCUUCACUACGCAUUUCAAGAUGAGAAGUUUCUGUACAUGGUGAUGGAUUUCAUGCCAGGUGGAGAUCUCGUUAAUCUAAUGAGUAAUUAUGAAAUACCGGAGAAGUGGGCGAUGUUCUACACUGCGGAGGUUGUUCUAGCGCUGGACGCCAUUCAUUCCAUGGGCUUUAUUCACAGGGAUGUGAAACCAGACAACAUGUUGCUUGACGCUAGCGGGCAUCUCAAACUCGCUGACUUUGGAACUUGUAUGAAGAUGGACAGGGAUGGCAUGGUGAGGUCUGAUACAGCGGUAGGGACGCCUGACUACAUAUCCCCCGAGGUGCUCAAGUCUCAAGCUGGUGAUGGGUACUAUGGAAGGGAAUGCGACUGGUGGUCGGUUGGUGUCUUUCUCUUUGAGAUGCUUGUUGGCGAUACUCCGUUCUAUGCGGAUUCACUCGUUGGAACAUACGGCAAGAUUAUGGAUCACAAGAACUCAUUGGUCUUUCCUGACGAUGUCUCUCCAAACUCUAAAGAUCUCAUCUCAGGCUUCCUCACAGACAGAGAGAAUCGACUUGGAAGAAAGGGAAUAUCUGAUAUCAAGAAACAUCCAUUCUUCAAUGCUAAGAAUGAUAUGUGGACAUUCAACAACAUCAGACAGACUGUUCCACCGGUAGUGCCUGAGUUAUCCAGUGAUGUGGACACCAGUAACUUUGAUGAAAUAGAACCGGAGGAACGACAAAAUGAAGACUUUGUGUCACCCAAGGCCUUCGCUGGCAACAACUUACCUUUCAUUGGCUUCACCUACAACAGGAUUAACAAACUUUUCAGUACACGAAAUGGAAGCAGCGAUAAGCAUGAUGGGCCAGGACCAUCGUCAUCGAAAGAGGUUGGUCGCCUUCAGGCCAAGAUUCAGGAAAUGGAGAAGUUUCUCGAUCAGGAAAAACAGGCCAGGGAGUCCAUUGACUAUAAGUAUAGACACAGCUGCUCCAAAGUUGAUAAACUAAACAGACAGCUAUUUAGAGAGGAGGAUGACAGGAGACGCCUUGAAGAGAAACAGAUGCAUCAGGAGAGACUGAUUGCUGAGCAGAAACAUGAACAGAAAGAGACCUUGAGAAAACUGGAGUACGAAAGUGAACGCAACCGCCAGCUGGAGUCCCAAGUGAAGAACAUCACCCAGUACGAGAGUAGAAUCCGGGAGUUGAUGUCCAAUCAGGACAAGAUGACGAUGCAGGAGAGGCAGAUUGACAAUCUCCAUAAGCAGAUGCACGGUGAUGCGGACGCCUUGUCUAAGUACAAGAAGCAACUGGCUGAUCAACAGAAGAGUAACUCGCUAUUGGAGCAGGACAUCCGUGACACCAAGGACAAAUAUAAUCAGAUCCUGGAGACGAAACAGUCCCUGGAUCGCGAGAUUAUCUCCUUGCAGAAUCUCCUUGAGGAAGAGAGGAGCGGGCGGGGCAGAAUGGAAGACAUGAAGGCAGAAGUUGAACGUCGUAACACCAACCUGACGGCCGAUGUAUUCCGUCUGAAGGAGGAUGAGAGCCGUGCCAUCGCUGAGCAGCAGCGACAGCAAGAACAGAUCAUCAUAUUAGAACAGACCAAAGCUAGUCUAGAGUUUGAUCUUGAGUCAACCAAGAGUGAACUGAGGGAGAGUGAACACCGUUUGGAGACUGCUACAGCAUCGGCAGAGGCUGGCCGCAUUACAAGGACACAGGAAGAGGCUCAUAUACAGCUUAUUGAAGACUUGAAGAAGCAGUUAGCAGCAGAGAAGGACGGCCGUGUCAAACAGCAAGACAGCUGGCAGCAGGCCAUGAAGGAGAAAUCCAUGAAGGAAAUCGACCUCAAACAGGCCUUACAGCAGCUGCAACGAGCAGAAGAACAGAGGAAGGUAGAAAAUGCUAAGAUGGAACAGCUGAAUCUUCAGCUGGAGCAGGAGGUACAGAGGAAGUCUUUCAUCAACUCAGAUCUCAAGAGUGCCAAUCAACACAUCAACAAUCUCAAGGCGGAGGAGAAGCGUCUCCGAGCUGAGAUUGAGGAGCUCAAGAACACCAUCGGCAAACAAAAAGACGCUCACAAGAAGUACAAACAGAAUGCUGCCCUCACCAAUCUACAGAUUAAGGAGUUACAGGAGAAUCUGGAGUCAGAGCAGCAGUUCACUGUGUUAUUUAAGAACAACAAUGUUGUCUUGAAGGAUAGGAUGGAGGAGGUGGAGCGGGUACUUGAGAUGAGAAAACAGAGUAUCAUCUCACUAGAAUCUGAAAGGGAUUCUUUAUCAACACACCUUGAGAUUGCUCUAACCAAGGCGGAUUCUGAGCAACUUGCAAGAUCUAUUGCAGAGGAGCAGUGCGCUGAUCUGGAGAAGGAGAAGACAAUGAGAGAACUGGAGAUCAAAGAAAACCUCCAGAGAUAUAAAAAAGACAUCAACGAGAAGAAUAAUCUCAUUUCACAGUUGGAGGAGAAACAAAAAGAACUGGAUGAAUCUAACAACCAGAUCAACAACAGACUGAAGAUGUCCAUGACUGAGAAAGACGAAGUGAAUACUCGACUACAGAACGCCAUGACAGAACUUGAGCAUCUUCAGACGGAUAACGCAAACAUUGCCUCGAUGAAGGAGACUCACAAGAAACAACUAGACACUGAGAAACUCAAAACACAAGCGGCCGUCAACAAGCUCGCUGAAGUGAUGAACCGAAAAAUAACGACGAACACGAAGGGCAACAAGUCGAGCUCGUCGGACUUGAAGAAGAAGGAGAAAGAGUGCCGUAAACUAGAGCAACAGCUCAACCAGGAGAGAGCUAAGCACAACCAACUUGCCUCUAAGCAGAUGAGAGAUUAUUCCGACCUCCAGAUGGUAUAUAACGAAGAAUACCAGAAGAGAUGCCAGCUACAGAUGGAGCUUGACAGCCGUGACUCGGAGCUGGAGCAGCAGCAGCACCGUCUGAAGGCGAUCCAGCAGCAGAACCUGGACAAUAUGAGCAUCAGUAGCGCCGGCGACGCAGAGAGUGAGGAUGGUGGACACCUUGAAGGCUGGCUUCAAGUCCCUACUAAGAACAUCAAACGGAACGGAUGGAGGAAGAAAUAUGUGGAGGUCAGCUCCAAGAAGGUUCUCUUCUACGAGUCGGAAGAAGAGAAGAGCAUCAAGAAACCGUAUCUCGUCCUAGAUAUCGAUAAACUUUAUCAUGUGCGAGCUGUAACACAAGGAGAUGUAAUCAGAGCGGAUGCCAAAGAUAUUCCACGCAUAUUCCAAGUAUUAUAUGCUGGGGAAGGAGAGAGCAAACUGGAAAACCUACCUGUAGAAACCAAUAAUGAGGCCAAGAGCAAUAUUAUCAAGCACAAGAAUCACGAGUUUGUUGUUGCCUACUUCCACAUUCCCACCACGUGUGAAUGUUGCGGUAAAGCAUUAAGCAGCGUAAUCAAGCCAUCACCAGCAUUGGAAUGCCAGUUGUGCCGUUAUAAAGUACACAAAGAGCAUCAUGAUAAGAUGGAAGAGUUUUGCCCACCGUGUAAAGUGAACAUUGAUAUGGACAUGGCUAAGCAUAUGCUGCUGAUGACAACCUCACAGGAUGAACAGCAGAAAUGGAUCAGCCGCCUUGCUAAGCAGAUUGCAAGCCAGCGGACGGCUACACUCCCUCGUACAGGCUCCACCAGCUCACCAAGGCCGGGUAGAUACUCCACAACAAGCCUUAUUCGAACAAACUUUGUUCAGCAGUCGAUGCGUCGGAACAGCAACCCGGUCCGACAAUCCUCAGUGGGCUCCAACUCAAAGAGGUAGUCUCCAUCCCAUCACUCUGCCCCCUCCCAUCCAGCACCAUAAAUGCUUCAAAUUAAAAACAAAAUCAGCACAAGUUUUUCUACGUUCAAAUUUGAUAAAAAUUUGUUACAAAUGUUAACUCAGUAUAUAUUUUGAAGUUUUCAGUGAGUUUUUCUAUGUUUGAAUACUCUAAAAUAGAAUAAUAAUAAAGAAAGUAAUUGUGUUUAAAAUGUUAUCCACAGAGCAUUAACUGUGCAGCAGGUGCUGCUACCAGUAUAACAUUUUUUAACUUGUAAAACUUGCAAAUAAGUAAAAACAAAAUAUUUACAUAUUUAAGGUGUGUGUAUUGGAAAAUAUCAAGAUUUAUUAUUGCUAACAAAAACAUUACAGAAAUGCUAUCUUGACAAAUUUGAUAAAGUAAGCCGAAGUCGAACAAGACGCUGAUCUGUUGUUACCACAAGGUACAACACAGUUAGACUUGUUUUAUAUUUUGUUCCAUGCAUGGAAACUCAAGGAUAUUUAAGCUGACGUUUAUUACUUUCUCCAUAUUUGUACAUUCUGCUUUUCUUUAACUUUGCAAUUUGAACAGGUUGAAUGUAGUUGCUGAAGUGUACAAUUUAUUGGCUCCUUAAAAAUAGUGUAUUGCUGGCCAAUUUAUAUAUUUAUAAUAUAAAUAUAAAUCUGCAAUCAGUAGCAAAGACAUGCUGAGGGAAAACAACACAGAACUGGUGUUUUUUCCCCCUCCUGUUACCAAAGUCAUAACUUGUGAUCUCAGAGGAUUUACUUGAAUCAAAUUUGUAUCAAGUUUCCUGAUUGGCAUUGUCUACAUAUGUAAUAGGGUAAGACAGAAGAAUAAGCGUCAUGAAAGUGAAAUUGAAAAUUACUUUUUGUGCGGAGGCUUUGAAGGGCGCCCUCUUGUGACUCGUCUUGUGUGAUCACAGCCUUUGUACAAUAAGAGUGAGAGAGUUGGUGCAACCUGGGGUUGGAAAUCGGGGCCCAAGCUUAAGAUUUUUCACUAUACCAGAGUGAAAAGAAAAAACUCCAAAGAAAACAAGCAUUAAGUUUUCCACGCUCUUCACUUUUUGCGGAGGAGAAGUCUCAGUUCAGAAACCGCCCUCGUUUGAUCAGUGCUCUUUUGUGAGACCCCAAUGGUUUUUGUGUUGCAUUUGGGGGCGGGGGUAAAGCAUUUAGCGAUUUGUCCUGGAAGGAAAGGAUACACAGUUUAUGUGUACAUACAUUGUAUCAUAGUAUUAUAGUCAGUACUCUGCCAAGUGUUUUUUGAACACUUGGAUUAUUUGAUUUAUUAAUGAAGACAUAUUUUGUACUCCGGAACUGUUGACUAAUAUUAAUGUAUAUACUCCAAAUCAAUGAUAACUUUCAAAUAAUUGAUGUGAUAAUCUUGUAAGAUAGAUUUCAGUGUUUAACCAUGGAGUAGCCAUCUUGGGUUUAUCAAGUCAAUCUGGGUGAUUUAGAGGCUCAUAGCAAAUUAAACGGGUGCCUUGCGUCUCCAUGAGUUUUUAGCAUGUUAUUUCUCAUUGAAGGAUAUGGGGAUAUAGACAAAAUGGAGGCUCCAUGGUAAAGGUCUAGUUAAAGGGGUUUAUUGUGUACAUGUACUCUUGCAGAGCUUUGGAAAUGAUUGGACAUUUAGAGGUUUGCAUCUAGAGUUUCCCCAUACCUGUAGCUCUUGUAUUCACUUGUUCACUUCACCCCGCUGAGUUUUAUGUGAGUUUUACUUCUUUUGUGGUAAUGUGUUUAUUUCACUCCAAUAUGACAGGAAAGGGCUAUUGGUGGCCUUGGAAAAACUCCUGCUGCCGAGACGCUUACCCUCUUUGAAUAAAGAUAAUGUACAACACUGGUAAUGUCGGCACUACUGUUGUACGAUUAAUUUCUUUGAGUCAAGAUAAGGUAUAGGCAUUUGGCAUGUUUGCAUAUUUGUGCAAGGGGUAUGCGUAUUGCCUUUGAAUCAGUUUAAUACAAUGUACAGGGGUCGAUUUCACAAAGAGUUAGGACUCGUCUUAUCUCGAGUUAACUCGUCCUACAUGUAACUUAGGAUU